Molecule: messenger RNA, 945 nt
Organism: Cyclospora cayetanensis
Lineage: Eukaryota; Apicomplexa; Conoidasida; Eucoccidiorida; Eimeriidae
Exons: 6
Coding region: 1-945 (314 amino acids)
Biological process (GO): positive regulation of transcription by RNA polymerase II
Molecular function (GO): transcription cis-regulatory region binding
Source: RefSeq, a predicted model, not a curated record
AUGGAAGCAGCAGGCGAACUGCAAGCGGCCUUGCAGUUCGUGGAGGCGAUCUCUGGCGGCGCUGCCGCAGCAGCAAACACCAGCAGCAGUGGCAGCAGCACUGACUGUGGAAACGGCAGCUCUCACACAGCCUUUUAUCAGGCGGCAGACGGACAGCCCGUCUUUCUUCAUCCGUUCUAUUACCAGCUGCUGCUCCACGAGGCUGGUGGGGAGCUUUCGCGGCUUCCACCCGUGCUGCUGAACGUCCCCCUUCUCUCGUUGCGGGGAGUACAGCAGCAGCAUCAGCGGCAGCAGCGCGCGCAGCAAAGGCCCUUGAAACUCGUAGAACAUCUUCCUAAAAACACAUCUGCCAAACUCGCGGAGGUUAACAUAGACGCUUGGUUGUCUUCGGAGACGCUCCAACAUUUUGAGGCGGACUUGCGGCGCAGGGAGCAACAGCGGAAGCAGCAGCGCCAGCGGCAGCAGCAGGGCGAAGCAGCAGCAGCGCGACGCGCGGCAGCAGCAGCAGCAGCAGCAGCACCGCCAGCCGCAAUGGCGGAGGAGCAGCAGGCGCCAGAGGACCUCUCGGCUUUUCCAUCGCUGCCGGGCGUAACGACGCCCGUAGCAAGAGCAACGGCAGGAGCCACAAGAGGAACAACAACGGCUCCAGAAAACGCAGCCAGUGCAGGGGGAGGGUUGUCUUUUGCUGGAGUUGUCGCGUUCCCCGCAGACUUCAGAGAAGCCACACUUGAGCAGAGACAGCAGUUGCAUUUUCCCUCUUUAGCUACUGCUGUGAGUGUUGCCGUAGUAGGUCCCAAACCCCGAAGGGCCAGAGCGGGGGCAGCAGGCGAUGGCGGAAACGCCAAAAGCAGCACCAGCAGCAGGAAAAAGUCUGGUGUGUACAAGGUGGCUUCUCUAGGUGAGUUUCUAGGGGCGACGCGAGCCUCACAAAACCCUACAUUGUGA